Salvia hispanica is the source of this 1085-nucleotide messenger RNA. The record is from RefSeq and is a predicted model, not a curated record. Lineage: Eukaryota; Viridiplantae; Streptophyta; Magnoliopsida; Lamiales; Lamiaceae.
UGUAUUCAACCUUGUUUAUGUGUUCUUUAAGUAUUUUGUGCGUGUAAUCGAUCCAGGUUGCUUGCCUUUUCCAUUCGAAGUACAAGUCGAGCCAUUCAAGCACCUACAAAAAGAAUGGUAAAUCUGCUGCGAUUCAGUAUGGAACUGGAUCUAUCUCCGGGUUUUUCAGCGAAGAUAAUGUUCAGAUUGGUGACCUUACUGUAAAAGAUCAGGAAUUUAUUGAAGCUACCAAAGAACCCGGCAUCACAUUCUUGGCAGCUAAGUUUGAUGGCAUUCUCGGACUUGGAUUCCAGGAAAUUUCUGUUGGCAAUGCCGUUCCUGUCUGGUACAACAUGGUGAAUCAAGGCCUUGUGAAGGACCCGGUUUUCUCAUUUUGGUUUAAUCGUGGUGGUAACGAAGAAGAUGGCGGUGAGCUCGUUUUUGGUGGCGUCGAUCCUAACCAUUUCAAGGGCGAGCACACCUAUGUUCCCGUCACUCAGAAGGGUUAUUGGCAGUUCGACAUGGGCGACGUUCUCAUUGGUGGGGAAUCAACAGGAUUUUGCGCUGGCGGAUGCUCGGCCAUCGCAGAUUCUGGAACUUCAUUGCUGACUGGACCGACUACUGUGAUCACUCUCAUUAAUCAUGAAAUCGGAGCUUCCGGGGUUGUAAGCCAGGAAUGCAAGUCUGUCGUUUCUGUUUAUGGACAAACCAUAUUGGAAAUGUUGUUGUCUGAGGAUGAACCUAAGAAGAUCUGCUCCCAGGUUGGUCUGUGCUCCUUCGAUGGCACUCGAGAUGUUAGUAUGCUUAUCGAGAGUGUGGUGGACAAGGAAAGUAACAGCGAAUCACACGGCCUCGGUGAUGAAAUGUGCUCGGUUUGUGAAAUGGCAGUCGUGUGGAUGCAAAAUCAACUCAAACGGAACCAAACACAAGAGAUGAUUCUGGACUAUAUUAAUCAGCUCUGUGAUCGGCUUCCCAGCCCGAUGGGUGAAUCAUCUGUCGACUGCAAUGCUCUUUCUUCGAUGCCCAAUGUUUCCUUUACCAUUGGUGGCAAAAAAUUUGCUCUCACCCCGGAACAGGUUCGAUACAUCCCCGGUUGGUUUCGCUGA